This is a messenger RNA of Gadus chalcogrammus (walleye pollock), 2506 nucleotides long. RefSeq names its product dynactin 4 (gene dctn4). The transcript is spliced from 13 exons. Lineage: Eukaryota; Metazoa; Chordata; Actinopteri; Gadiformes; Gadidae. Bases 86 to 1474 code for a protein of 462 amino acids. The record is from RefSeq and is a predicted model, not a curated record. Gene Ontology annotation, cellular component: dynactin complex.
GAUAACGUCAAGACUAUAGAGGGGAUACGUGCUAGCGGUUCGUAGCUAGGCUUCUGACAGGCAGUCCAGUUGCAAUUGUAUACAGAUGGCGUCUCUCCUGCAGCCCGAUAGAGUGAUCUAUCUGGUCCGCGGGGAGAAGAAGACCAGGUCUCCGCUGUCCCAGCUGUAUUUCUGUCGCUAUUGCAGCGAGCUCCGGUCCCUGGAAUGCGUGUCUCAUGAGGUGGACUCUCAUUACUGCCCGAGCUGCUUGGAGAACAUGCCUUCAGCCGAGGCUAAACUGAAGAAGAACAGAUGCGCCAACUGUUUCGACUGCCCGUGUUGCAUGCACACCCUGUCCACCCGGGCCACCAACAUCCCAGCCCCCAUGCCUGAUGACCCCACCAAAACCACCAUGAAGAAGGCCUACUACCUCGCGUGUGGGUUUUGCCGCUGGACUUCCAGAGACGUGGGCAUGGCGGACAAAUCAGUUGCCAGUGGUGGAUGGCAAGAACCAGAAAACCCUCACACUCAGCGGAUCAACAAACUGAUAGAGUACUACCAGCAGUUGGCCCAACGAGAGAGACAGGAGCGAGACCGGAAGAAGAUGGCCAGGAGGAGACAGUGCAUGCCGAUGGCGUUCUCGGAGAAGUACGGCCUGGGCACCAGGCUGCAGAGGCAGCGGGCCGGAGCUCCCCUAUCCAGCCUGGCCGGCCUAACCCUCAAAGAAGGCGAGGACCAGAAGGAGAUCAACAUAGAACCAGCCCAGGCCCUGGAUGAGGUCGAGCCCUUGCCUGAGGACUGCUACACACGACCCAUUAACCUACCAGAGGUGACGACCCUGCGGCAGCGCCUGCUGCAGCCGGACUUCCAGCCGUCGGGAGCGUCCCAACUCCACCCCAAACAUAAGCAUCUCCUGAUGAAGAGGUCGCUGCGCUGCAGGAAAUGCGAGCAUAAUUUGAGCAAACCGGAAUUCAACCCGACUUCGAUUAAGUUCAAAAUUCAGCUGGUGGCUGUGAGUUACAUCCCAGAAGUGAGAAUUAUGUCUAUUCCAAAUCUCCGGUACAUGAAGGAGAGCCAAGUUUUGCUGACCCUGACCAACCCAGUGGAGAACCUGACCCACGUUACCCUGGUGGCCUGCGAAGAGGGCGACCCAGAAGACGUGAACAGCACUGCCAAGGUGAUGGUUCCAACCAAGGAACUUGUCCUGGCAGGAAAGGAUGCUGCCGCUGAUUACGAUGAACUAGCUGAACCUCAGGAUUUUCAAGAUGACCCAGAUGUGGUCGCCUUCAGGAAAUCCAACAAGAUCGGCUUCUUCAUCAAAGUGGUGCCCCAGAAGGAGGGUGACACGGAUGUCUUGGUGUCGUUCAAGAUCCGCCACGACUUCCGCAACCUGGCUGCUCCCAUCAGGCCCAACGAGGAGGCGGGCGACGCCACUACGGAGGCCAUCUGGCUCACACACCACGUGGAGCUCAGUCUGGGGCCGUUGGCUCCCUGAGAACGCCCACAUGAAGACCCGCCACCUGCCUGCUGCCCCCCCCCCCCCCCCCCCCCCCCCCCCCUCGACUUGGUUCCACAGCCAAUCGGAAUUGAGGGCGGGGGUUGUGGGCGAGUUGAUCUAAGGGCAAAUCUGUCCGAAACGCUUCUGCUUUACUCGUAGCCGAGACCGCUACUGCGAAUCACACACUACAUGCUUUUCUUUGUAGCGUAGUUUACCUGUAAAAUUGUUGGACUCUGUUUGAUGAAAUCUUUGCAGCAGAGGAUGAUGAUGAUGAAGAUGAUGCUGCGGCCGCCUGUCUGUCGUGCAUCUUUUGACGGAACAAGACAGUAGCACUCAACGUGGUCCAAUGUGAAACGAUGUAUCAGUAUCUCUUGCUACAGUCGCUACUACAUGCACAUCAUAUUCUCAUUAAAAAGCUUCCGCGUGCAAUGCCUCUAAACUUGGUUAAGUGUAUUACUGCAGUACCGUUAUAUUUUAGGGUCACUUUGUUAUUACUUCGUUUUUUUUUUUAUUUCAGAAUUAUUUCUUGUUGACCACAACAUGUCUAACUUAAUACAACUAAGUUCACUUUAAGAGGGGUUCCAUUUUGUGACUGAAAUUAUCAUCAGUAUCUUAAUGGAUAAUCAUAAUAGAUUAUAAGCGGCUUAAUCUUGGGCCACAUCUGUGAUUCCCAACAAUGCACUGCCCAUCGCUGACACAUACUCAGACAUCACACAUCCUAUUAGUAUUCACCACGUUAGUCAUGGUUCUAAUGUCUAAUCCAUAUAUGUCGCAUUUGACAUAAAAUUAUGAAUUUAGAUCAAAAUUUGACAUUUUGUUCAAGGAAUAUUCUUCUCAAUCCACAUGUUUGGCAAGAGUCUGAUAUGACUGAUCGGUUUAAUGUGUUGAUCUGUCAUGAGUGACAUUGGUUAUAAACUGUGUGGGUGUCUUCAGCUGCUUUCUUGUGUUAACUGUAUUCUAUAUGCUUUGUAGUCCAGCAGACCCACAGCAACGAUUAUUUGUAGGACUUCUGGCUAAUAAAAUAUAAUA